Messenger RNA from Opisthorchis viverrini, 321 nucleotides. RefSeq lists its product as hypothetical. The transcript has a single exon. NCBI's taxonomy places the organism in Eukaryota, Metazoa, Platyhelminthes, Trematoda, Opisthorchiida, Opisthorchiidae. Bases 1 to 321 code for a protein of 106 amino acids. The record is from RefSeq and is a predicted model, not a curated record.
AUGCAUUUACUGGACUGCAUCGGAGAACACCGAGUCGGUCCUACCCAAACACAACCCCCGGCUCCAUUCUUACAACUGCGGAAGGGUGUGACAAGAGAACAGGAGGCAAAAGGAAUUCUGUCUACUUGCGGAAAUUUGUCUUCCAAUCGCCUUGCCAAAAACCCACAGCAGUUGCUAACUCAAAAGUGGUCGGAACCAAUCGAAGCAGCGGACGCCGGUUGUGCUCUUGGAGGACGAGGGAUUCGAGUGAAUUAUUGUGCAUGUUUAACCCUCAGCGCGUGGGAGCAACAGGAAGUGCCUGACGCUUGCUCAGUCGCCUGA